This is a messenger RNA of Cuscuta campestris, 1795 nucleotides long. NCBI's taxonomy places the organism in Eukaryota, Viridiplantae, Streptophyta, Magnoliopsida, Solanales, Convolvulaceae. The record is from the annotation of a GenBank genome assembly.
CUUGGGGUAACCUUUUUCUUCCCUUCACAUUCCUUCUUUCUUUUGUCCUCAACCAGUGAAAGUCUCGUUUGGCAAUCAUCACAAACCCCUGCGGCUGUACUGUGAUAAGAUAUUACCAGAAGGCUUGGUUUGGGUUGGGAGUGCUUUUUGAGGGUAAAAAGGGGAUAAAGAUUUGGAAAGUUUGCACCUUUGCCAUAUCAUCAGCUGAAACCCAUAUGAUUUAAUUUCAUCAAUACAACUCAUAAUAAUUGGAGAUGGAGUGGAGUGCAAAGUGGGACUGGGAAAGCAUAGCUAAGCUUAGCUCAAAAGCCUGUGAAAGUCCAAAGAAACUGCAACUAACAGACUGGGGAAUAGUCGAAGAGGAGGGCGAAAUUGUCAACGGAUCCUUUAAUUUGUCUGGUGGUUAUGCCUCCGAUGUGGGACAAGGCUCUACCCACUCUUCCCCGGGAGGCGCGACAGGGGCAAAAGAGGCCAUCUUCCCUUUCGUGGAUGUGAAGAUGGAAAAUUGCAGGGAAGCGUGCAUUGGGUUGAAGCUCGGGAAGAGGACAUAUUUUGAAAACAACAACUGCAGUGGCGGCGGGGGAAGCGGUGGAAAGACGAAAAAGCCCUCGUCUUGUCAGGGUGGGACAGCCGUACCACGGUGUCAGGUAGAGGGAUGCAACAUUGAUCUUUCUUCAGGGAAAGAGUAUCACCGGAAGCACAGGGUUUGUGAGAGUCAUUCCAAGUACCCGAAAGUCAUUGUGGGAGGCUUAGAACGGCGGUUUUGCCAGCAAUGUAGCAGGUUCCAUAGCUUGGGAGAGUUUGAUGAAAAGAAGCGUAGCUGUAGACGCAGACUUUGUGAUCACAAUGCAAGACGGCGCAAGCCACAAAACGAUGCGUUUCAGCUCAAUACUUCUGCUAAUCGCCUCUCUCCUUCCUUUUAUGAUGGUAGGCAACAAAUAAACUUCAUGAUGAACAAUAAUGUCCCACUUUUUGGCACCAGCAAAACUGCAUCAAAUUCAAGUUGCUGGGACAACAGCAACACAUAUGCCUCCAACAAGUUCAUCGUCACAAGAGGGUUUUCCCCCGAGGCCGAAAAACCCAGCAGGACAAACAAGCAGCAACAGCCAUACAUCUCUUCGGGUAUCCACCCGCCAAACGCAACAAUCGGUUUUCAUGAUAGUUACGCGUCCAAUGAUACACUCUUGGAUUCCAAGGGCCCCACAUCGGAUGGCUUCACACAAGGUGUGAAGGGAUCCAUGUUCUAUAUGGAAACAAGCAUGACGACAGAGGAAUUCCCAGCUCGUGCUCUCUCUCUUCUGUCAACUUCUUCAUGGAGUUCUUCGUGCGAACAACAACAACAACAACAAGACAGUACUUCCAUUUCGCAAUCCGCCGCGAACCAAACAGCCUUACAUGAACAACCGUCGAUCCCUCUCGGACUUCCGCUCCCGUCGCCGGAGUACUGGUCGUGUGUUGAACCGGCCGGUGGCCACCUCCCAGUUGAUGUUCAUCUUGAAUUCAAGGUGUCCCAAGAAGGGGACUUUUUUCUCAACUCAUUCAGCUGAGUUCUAGUAUCAAGAAGACAUCAAUAAUAUCAUCAUCAUCAAGAAAUUAAAUGUAAUAAAAUCUUUUGAUUCCCCUAUCUCAUCACUGUUUUAUAUGAGAUUUGGUUUCUGGGUUUUUUUUAGAUUCACAUGUUCUUGUUUAAGAGGGCCUUUUGGUCAUUGUUGUUUUCCAAAGGAAUGUAAUUGAUGGAAACAUUAUGUUCUUUGGUUUCUGUUUUCACCACAGAAAGUAAAUGGUCAAGUUCAAU